This is a messenger RNA of Physcomitrium patens, 3076 nucleotides long. RefSeq names its product meiosis-specific protein PAIR2. Lineage: Eukaryota; Viridiplantae; Streptophyta; Bryopsida; Funariales; Funariaceae. The record is from RefSeq and is a predicted model, not a curated record.
UCCAGACACUUGGAUAAAAUUCGCAACAAUCGAGACUCGAUCAAAGCUUAGAAGAACUCAGAAGUGCAUGUCUCUCAGGCAGGGUCUUCGGAGGUCAUUCUCGUACAUGGUUAAUAUCCGGUUAAUGUUUUUGUUUAUAUCCGGAACUUUUAAACCCAUGUCCCAAUUGGUCACAGUCCAGUGAUUUUCAUCCCUCAACGCCUAGUUAUCACCCUGCCCCCGCCACAGCCACCGUCCAUGUCAAUAUCACAGUUUAAACCAACGUGUACUAUCCAGGAAUGCCGAUACAAUUUGAUGUAUAAGAAUGAAGUUGAUUGCGUGAUAGAGAAUGUAGCUCGACCAGUUGUGAAAUGGUGCAUUCGGUCGUUUCAAAAUCUGCAAUAAUGCUGGAGUGUUGAGGAGAUACCCUACCUCCAUUUUUGGACUGCCCAUUUUCGUUGUGAGCUGCUGCCACGAGGAGUGUGCAUUUUGGCUGCUGGUCCACUGUCGUCGUCUCAAUAGAAGUUAUCCGUUGGAUUAUCUCCAGCAGCGCAGCAAGGUUUUUUCCAGCGGGUAAGGAUGACCUUACUUCGGGUUGAAGCCACUCCUGCAGAGGCUACUCGGCAAUGGAAGGAGGUUUCGGAAGCGGAGUCAUUGCAGCUUACGAGGAACCUCCUCCGGAUUGCUGUAUUCAAUAUUAGCUAUAUCAGGGGCCUGUUUCCUGAUAGCUUUUUUCAGGACAAGUUUGUGCCUGCAUUAGAGAUGAACGUCAAGAAGUUGCAGCCAAAGGAUAUGGAAUCGAAGAGAUUCAUCGAAUGGAUUGAGAAAGGAGUUUUCGAUGCCUUAAAAAAGAAGUAUCUGAAGACGCUUUUCUUGACGAUCUGUCGUGGACAAGAUGGCCCACUGAUUGAGGAAUAUAUGUUUUCGUUUAAGUACUCUGCUAAAGGGCCGUCGGAGGAUAUCACCUCCAUGACUAUUGAGAGCGUAAGUGGCAAGCCUGUGCGCACUGACACAACUAAUCAGACGACUCCCCAGCAGAUGAAGCAGUCCGCAUGUAAGAUGGUGCGCACACUUGUGCAGCUGAUGCACACACUGGACCAUGUCCCGAAAGAGCGCACCAUCAUUAUGAAGCUCCACUACUACGACGACGUAACACCAGAAGAUUACGAGCCUCCUUUUUUCUCAUCUAGUACUUAUGAAGACCCUAGUCCAUGGGCCGGGGAGCCUUUGAAGAUGAAGGUUGGUUAUGUCGACAGCAGACAUUACAAGCUCGCAAUCAAGGUGAAGAGCGUGUUAGAUCCUUGUGAAGAUGAGAACGAGUUGGCCAAGAAUGAGAUGUGCUCUGGUACUGAUGUAAUGGUCACAAGUGAUGAUGAUUCGUCAACCAGCUCUGGGGCCAAUGAUGAUAAUACAGAGCCCAGUCAGAAAUCCCAGCCAAGAGGGGAUGUUGCAAUACAGAGUCCAGAAAACAAAGAGCAACUUGAGUCAUUUGAUGAAGAAACGUCUCUUGCGAACAAGUUUAAGAAAAUGCGGACAACUGCUGCAGUUGCUCAUAUUAGUGACACUGAUAGAACAGAAGAUUCCGAGUUCGAGGCUGAGAGUUUGCGAAGCGUGAGAAUUUACCUUCAGAAUAGAGAAGAUAAGACUGUCCACAUGAACGACAUUAUGAAGGAGUUCCCUCAAAUUUCAAAGGUUGUCAUGGGAGAGCUUCUGGAUCGCCUCGUUGAAGAAGAGGUGCUAAUAAGGCUGAAAAAGGACCUAUUCCGUGUGAAGAAAAUUCAGAUUAAUCCGAAAGAGCGCACGAAGUACUCGAACGAAACCCUGCAGCAUAAUGGAAUAAACUGUAAGUCUCUUACCUCAAAUGUCAAACCAAACAAAAUACCCGUACCAACACAAAAGGCCAACGAAUCAUUGCCCGAUGAACAGCAGGGCCUCUACGAAAAAGCCCUUCUUGUCACAUUGCCGCGGGAAUACAUAGCAGUGGCGCAGCUUCAAGAGGCCUUUCAAGAUCUUAGCCCUGGAAAAAUUCGCCAACUAAUAUCUCGAAUGUGGCUCGAUGGUUACAUAGAGAAAGUCCCUCACAUAAGAUGCAAAGGUCGCCAGGUUUUUCACACCCCCGCAACAAACAAGAAACUUCACGAAUUGCGUGUGUCAUAUUGUUCAAAGAUGCAGAAGGACGAGCCUGGGAGAAAGAAAUACGAUAACAUGGACGCAUCGCAAGAUUGGGGCGUUCUCAUUCGCGAAAAAGCUCAAUCCAGGACCCUAGACGAAUUGGUGUGCGGUCGCACGCAAGCUCUUGGCUCCGAUGAUACUCGACAGGACCAGCCAGCUGUUAAAAAGCACACCAAAAUGGCCCCAGCUUUCAAAGAACCAGCUCUGCCACAAAAGCCACUACGAGAACGAGCUAAAAUUACACCAUCAACUCUAGGAGCCAAGGGGAAAAGGAUCAGAGUGCUCAAUUCAGACUCACUUAUGAAUGUCAAUAAGGACAGCCAAGGCGAGGUGGUAGACAGGGCAGGAAAAGCCAGCAAGGUUGACGGACCGAUUUAUCAACCACCCUUCAAACGUGUUCGGACAGAAUGACUUCUACCCCUAAUUCGCACCCAGAAGACCGACGCUCUCGAAAACAACCCCUUCAAACAACUGUAAACCUCUCAUCACUGGGGAUCCUGUUCAUGUUCUAGCUGACAACAACUGAACAAUCCGUAAAAAAUAUCACCUCUGGGACAAUUUACGACAAGAACCCCUACAUGAUCUACUAUAAAAGUGAACAUUAUGUUCGAUUAAACAGCUACAUAAAUCAGUCCUCCAUGCGACACUUCUGAGCGGAGUGUAGGUCAACUAAAAGACCUGGCCAUAGGAGUAGAACUAAACAGUCAAAUGAAACCUGCAAAUGCGCUAGAGACACGCCUGGCAGCGUCGAUUCCCAAUAAGCUUGUGCACGGCGGGCAUGCUUUCAUUCCUCUCAACGGCCUGCCUGAAACGUAACCGUGCAUCUGAACGCUGCUAAUGCUAGUUGAUGGCAUAAGUGUGUCAACAAAUACAUCAUGUCAUCGCCACCCAAUAAAGAGUGUCACUUAACUCCCUCACCUUGAAA